AAAUUAGCAUAAUUUUCUUUGGUCGAGAGCAUAAUUUUUAAGGUGAUCGAAUAAAUUGCGCGUGGCGAUGAAAAUAAUCAGGAGUCCUCGAUGCGUGGAAUUUUCCUGGUUUCGCUCCUUUUCUCUUCCUCGCAUUUGCGAUGUAGCUGUGGUUUUUUCUGUUCGGAUAUAAAGGUUUCCGCUUAAUAUUAUCCAACUAAAACUGACUAGGCAAAAAAAAAAAAGGAAAAUGCAGUCGGCUUGGUCAGAGAACAUGUCUUUGGAAAGAAAGAAAGCAAUCGAAGAACUUGGGCGAGGCAGGGAACUGGCAAAUCAGCUGCGAGAUCUGCUUAGUAAAUCUUUAGGAGACGAGGGUGAAGAUCUAGUAAUGAAAAUCUUCAACUCCUUUGGAAAUACCCUUUCGAUGUUAAGAAACAGUGGCGACUACGAUGAUGAGGUUUCCCAGAAUCAAAGGAACAGCAUCAACAUGAGUUGGGAUGGUCGGAAAUCCGAGGAUUCUGAAGACAGCAUUAAGAGUACUUCAACUCAAAAGGAUCGAAGAGGAUGUUACAAAAGAAGGAAGUGUGCAGAGUCAUGGACAAAAGACACCCCUGCUCUAAUUGAUGAUGGUCAUGCAUGGAGAAAAUAUGGACAGAAAGUAAUCGUCAAUGCCAAUCACCCAAGAAACUAUUACAGAUGCACCCACAAGGUUGAUCAAGGUUGCCAAGCAACCAAGCAAGUCCAGAAGAUUGAAGACCAUCCCCCAAAGUAUCGACCAACUUAUUACGGCCAUCACACUUGCAAAAACCUGCCCGUGGCUUCUCAUCUCAUCCUGGAUUCCACCUCCAAUGACUCUUCCAUUCUUCUCAGCUUUGCGAACAACCUCACAAGCAAACAUGAUAACCCCUUUUUCUUAUCUUUCCCAUCAGUAAAGCAGGAAAGCAAAGAAGAUCAUACGACGAGCGACAUCACCUACAACCGAUCCUUAUCAUCCGAGUAUCUUAUGUCACCUGAACUGACAUUGUUUGAGUCAUCGGUUCAAAUGGAAGUGUUGUCAUCUGAUCACGAUGUGAUCUCCGGGGUGGUGAAUUCUGUUGAUUUAGAUGACUUGCUUGAGUUUUGUGAGGUAGGUAGGUAGGUAGCUAGCUAGCUAGAGAGUCGUGACUAAGUGAUGAACUGAUGGUAUAAUUUAGUUUCUUAAUAAUCUUAAUGUAGACGUACAGCGUUUUCACUUCUUAAUUCGAAUAGAGCUGCCAAGUGCAAACAGCUGCUUCAAUGGCAAGUCCGCUGUAUAAUUAAUUGCUUCUAUGGUCUAUCGAUCUGUUUAGCUCAAUUAGUAUUUAUCUUGCCCAGAAAAAAAAAAAAAAGAAAAAAAAAACAUGUUUAAUAUAA
This is a messenger RNA of Durio zibethinus, 1371 nucleotides long. RefSeq names its product putative WRKY transcription factor 70. Gene Ontology annotation, biological process: regulation of DNA-templated transcription. Gene Ontology annotation, molecular function: sequence-specific DNA binding; DNA-binding transcription factor activity. Lineage: Eukaryota; Viridiplantae; Streptophyta; Magnoliopsida; Malvales; Malvaceae. The record is from RefSeq and is a predicted model, not a curated record.